AUGUCGGUGUAUAUGGACUAUCAGAACAGAGUUGGGCAUAAGCUCGGCUCUGGUGCCCCCGCCACUUGGCAGGAGGCUAACCUUGAGAGGAAGGAGCGGCUUCGGCGAUUGGCCCUCGAGACCAUAGAUCUGAACAAGGAUCCUUACUUCAUGCGCAACCACUUGGGCCAGUUCGAGUGCCGACUCUGCCUUACACUGCACACGAAUGAGGGUUCUUACCUCUCUCACACCCAGGGCAAGAAGCACCAAACAAACCUUUCGAGACGUCUUGCAAAGGAGAAGGCAGAUGCCGUCAUCGCCCCUAUGCCACUAAAGUUUGCUCUGCUCUGCGAGGUCGAGUAUCCGGAGAUAGUUCGUGGCACCCGACCGUAUCACAGGUUUAUGUCGGCCUUCGAACAACGCGUGGAGACCCCCCCAGACGGAAACUAUCAGUUCCUUCUUUUCGCCGCGGAACCCUAUGAGACCAUUGCCUUCAAGAUCCCGAACAUGGAGAUUGAUAGAGAAGAUCCCCGGCAUCAUGCAGGUUGGGAUGAAGAGAAGAAGGUCUACACAAUGCAAAUCUUUUUUUCCAGACGGCAGCCUCGGCCUCUCCCAGCACUACCUCAGCGCCCCACGACGUUCUUGCCAGUUGGCGCCCGCUGGUGA
Cyclospora cayetanensis is the source of this 645-nucleotide messenger RNA. Its product is annotated as splicing factor 3A subunit 2. Lineage: Eukaryota; Apicomplexa; Conoidasida; Eucoccidiorida; Eimeriidae. The record is from RefSeq and is a predicted model, not a curated record. Gene Ontology annotation, biological process: spliceosomal complex assembly. The transcript has 7 exons. Gene Ontology annotation, molecular function: zinc ion binding; nucleic acid binding. Gene Ontology annotation, cellular component: nucleus; U2-type prespliceosome; U2 snRNP. Bases 1 to 645 code for a protein of 214 amino acids.